Haemorhous mexicanus (house finch) is the source of this 2844-nucleotide messenger RNA. RefSeq names its product inositol monophosphatase 1 (gene IMPA1). Lineage: Eukaryota; Metazoa; Chordata; Aves; Passeriformes; Fringillidae. Gene Ontology annotation, molecular function: inositol monophosphate 1-phosphatase activity. The record is from RefSeq and is a predicted model, not a curated record. Gene Ontology annotation, biological process: signal transduction; phosphatidylinositol phosphate biosynthetic process; inositol metabolic process. Bases 303 to 1139 code for a protein of 278 amino acids. The transcript is spliced from 8 exons.
GGCGGCGGCGGGGGCGGAGGCGGCGGCGAGUGCGGCGCGCGCCGGAGCCGCCAUUUCGGACGCCGUGAGGGGGCCGCGCGUCCUGCAGCGCUCGGGACGCGUCCUGCAGCCCGGGGCGGGCUGGGGCGGGGCGUGCGCUCAGCCUGUUUCCUCGUUUGAACAGUUCUUAAGCCAGUGAAGGAAAGAACUUCGAAUUUGUAAAAAUAAAAAAUAAAAAAAAAAAAAAAGAAGAAGAAGAAAAUAAGCCUUAAUAAUUUUUGGCAUUAAUCUUUCCUUUUGCUAGGCUCUUUAUCUCGGGAAAGAUGGCAGAUCCCUGGCAAGAAUGUAUGGAUUAUGCAGUUGGUUUAGCAAGGAAAGCUGGGGAGAUAAUCCGUGGAGCACUCAAAGAAGAAAUAUCUGUUAUGACUAAAAGUUCACCUGUAGAUUUAGUGACAGAAACUGAUCAAAAAGUAGAAAACUUCAUUAUUUCUUUGAUAAAAGAAAAGUAUCCUUCUCACAGCUUUAUCGGAGAAGAAUCUGUUGCAGCUGGAGAGGGCAGCAUUCUGACAGAUAACCCCACAUGGAUUAUAGACCCUAUUGAUGGUACUACCAACUUUGUACACAGGUUUCCAUUUGUGGCAGUUUCAAUUGGCUUUGUUGUAAACAAAAAGAUAGAGUUUGGAAUUGUGUAUAGUUGUAUAGAAGACAAGAUGUAUACUGCCAGAAAAGGAAAAGGUGCAUUUUGCAAUGGUCAGAAACUUCAAGUAUCGGGCCAAGAAGACAUUACAAAAUCCCUGUUAGUAACAGAAUUGGGGUCAAAUCGUGAUCCAGAGGCUAUAAAAAUAAUUCUUUCUAAUAUGGAAAGACUUCUCAGUAUUCCUAUUCAUGGGAUUAGAGCUGUUGGUACAGCAGCUGUGAACAUGUGCCUUGUGGCAACGGGUGGAGCUGAUGCCUAUUACGAAAUGGGGAUUCACUGCUGGGAUAUGGCAGGAGCUGGAAUCAUUAUUACUGAAGCCGGUGGAGUACUGCUGGAUGUAACAGGUGGACCAUUUGAUUUGAUGUCUCGAAGAAUAAUUGCAGCAAGUAGUCGAGCUAUUGGAGAGAGAAUAGCCAAAGCACUUCAAGUAAUUCCUCUGAGAAGAGAUGAUGCAACCAACUGAAGACCAAAGCUGCACCAUAAAUGUCCUUAUCUAAUGUUGUCUCCUUUUCCCACAUGGUGGUCGUUCUACCUUGAAUAGAUGGUAAUCUUUCAGUACUGGUGUGGCUGCUAAGUAGAGCUUUGAGACUGAACAACAUUCUAAAUAAGCUUUAACUGUUGAGUAUUUUAUUUAACAUCACAAUUAGAUAAAAACCUAGAAAAAUAAGUAAAUAUAUGCAACUAGUAUUUUUAAGUCUUAUACUAUACUGGAACACAUAGCAAGAGACUCUUUGAUGUAUAGAUAAGUAAAGAUCACUAGUUCUGUAAGUGACAGAAACAAAACCCACAGCUCUCAUAACACCGCGUCAUCACAUCUUAUCCUGAACCCAAAAAAAGAAGGCAUUACUGUUUAUCCAGUCUUUCUCUGUCUGGUCUCCAGUGUAUCCAUUUCCUUACCUCAUUGCAGUUUUUGUAGAGGUGGUUGACACAUUUCCAAACCUGUUGGUUGCUUGUAGUUUUGGCUACAAUUUAAAGCCUUUAUUACUUACAUGUCAUUGAUUUUGUAGUCAUCAUUCUACCUUUCCAAUAGUAGAGCACACAAUGUCUUCUUUAGCCUCAUAUGUGGCCAGUACACUUGAAAAUCCAUUACAAUUUUGAAACUAAUAGUUAUUGUGCCAGAAAAUAUGUUCAUCUUCCACAAUUAAGUUCUGAGCACACCUAUCACCAAAUGUACUUACUUGAAAUUAAGAUGCAGUAUGAUUAUAAUUUUGUUAAUUUUGAUUGGGUUUUUUCAUGGAUGAGUUUGUUUCAAAGUCUAAGGAAUCAUUAAAGCCAAGAGAGUUUUCAGUACUUCAGCUGGCAAAAAAAUAAGCCCAUAGUCCAUAUUUUUUACAUAAUUUCCUAAUUUUUUUGUAAACUACAAAAGCAGUGACCAACCAGGACUAGGUUUCCAUUGUGAUUUACAGAAUGUUCUCAGAGGAAGAUAUUUCCGUUGUGUUUUACAGAAUGUACACAGAGGAAGAUAUAUACCUGAACCUAAAGGAUAGUGAUUUAGUUCUAGGUAUCAGUUGUUGUAAACUUCGAAAAUUUUACUGGUUCUUUGCAUUUUUGUAUUUAAAAUUGUUAAAAGCAUCAGUGCACUGUUCAGAUAAUUAAUGCACUUUAUAAAAGGAUGUCACAUUGGUUUUUAGACUGGUAUUUUUUUGUGUGUGUGUUGAAAAGAAAGUUGUCUCACUGGUUGUUUAGUUAAGAAGCAGCAGUGUUCUGGAAAACUUGACUUUAUGUACUGCUGUCCCACUAUUUUUGCUUUGGAAAAUGGUAUAUUGAAGUUUCAUGAGAUUGCAUAUUAUAAAUGUCAGGUUCUUACAGCAGUUGAUUUUUGCAGAUUUUUCAGAAACACUUAAUUUUAAGAUGUAUCUAAUGCCAGAUGAUUAAUCUUAACAAGGUCAGCCUCCUAUUUAAAGGUCUUCCCAAAAAAAGCCAGACUUAAAAUUACUUUACUUUUUAAAUUCCUGUUGACAAGGAUGUAAACCUUUUGAGCAUUUCACUGUAAUUUUAUUGCUGUAAACAAUGUAUGUGGGAUCAUGGUUAUUUUUGUAAUGCCUUCUGUACCAUUUCUGUGGCUUUUGUAUAACAAAAUCUGUAUAACUUUAUUUGUGAAAUGGCGAUAUGUCUAAAAAGUACUUAAGAUGGCAGAACACGUCAGAAAUAAAUACACUUUAGCAGCA